Messenger RNA from Frieseomelitta varia, 1101 nucleotides. RefSeq lists its product as uncharacterized. NCBI's taxonomy places the organism in Eukaryota, Metazoa, Arthropoda, Insecta, Hymenoptera, Apidae. Bases 403 to 759 code for a protein of 118 amino acids. The transcript is spliced from 2 exons. The record is from RefSeq and is a predicted model, not a curated record.
CUGAAACGGUCAUUAACGAGCACUUUUUUCGUCCGUCAUUCGAACGCCGAGCCAGAAUACUCAGAGACGGGAGGCACGGGCUCCUUCUCCUCGUUCAAAGAAGAAGAUUCAUUGAACGUUAUCAGAACUUCUUUAAGUUUUCAUUUUUACUUGGUGUGCGGCCAAUUUCGCGGGAAUUCACGGUUCGGCGGGUGAAAAAUUAGGAUACUCGUAACAAGAGAUACGUCUGUUCUCGCGCGUUGUCCAGCUUUUUGCGACCGGUCUGCUCGAAACCAAGCUACGAUACGUACAAAGGGCCAUUCAGACAGCGUUUCCUCUUCGGGGGCAGUGGACCAUGGCGUCGGUGUUCGUUGGGUCUUGCGGUUAUUGCGUGCAAAACGAGGAGGAGAAGCAGGGGAACCUAUGAUUGGGGUAGUACCUGAACUUGCCCGAGGAUGCUCGAGGUACACAACUCGAAGAAAUUCGAAACGCUCAGCGUGCGCGGCUACCUGUGGAUUCGAGUUCCUAGAAAAUUCGAAAUACGAUGGCAAGCGGAUUCCCAAACACCUGGACAUUCCACGGGGAACCACGCAGUAUUCACUCCCAUCGAUAUCCGUUGCACCUAGAUUCCAAGGCGUUCAAAUACCUAAAUGGCCAAGACUACCGGGUACCUACAUACCGAAACAGGCACAGCCGACACACGUACGCGUCGAAUAUCAUUCCCAGAUAGAUAGAUACAUACAUACAUACGUGCAUAGGUACGUCCAGGUCUCGGACUAACCAUGUACACGGAGAACGCUGUAUCAACAUCGAACAGCUUCGGCAUUCAAGCAUCCAGCCACACGGGAAUCUACAUGCUAAGUGUCUCCAUAUUGUACGAGGGUAUGUAUUUUCCAAAUCUUCGGUAAACAGGUGGAUCAGGGUUAAGUUUGGAUAUUGCAUCGUUCCUCUGCCGCCGUGCUGUUGCUGCUGUCGCGAUAUUAGGCUAACUGGGGAUUCGAAAGGGGACACGUGUAUUCGACGAACACCGAGGCUGAAUAAUUAUUGAAAAUUGACGAAAUGUUCGUGAUUGGAAAAUGUUACAUUAUUUUCAACGACGAUGACAGAGGUGGGAACAUUGUA